Lycium ferocissimum is the source of this 3478-nucleotide messenger RNA. RefSeq names its product protein SEEDLING PLASTID DEVELOPMENT 1. The record is from RefSeq and is a predicted model, not a curated record. The transcript is spliced from 9 exons. Gene Ontology annotation, molecular function: ATP hydrolysis activity. Lineage: Eukaryota; Viridiplantae; Streptophyta; Magnoliopsida; Solanales; Solanaceae. The coding region runs from base 117 to 1820 and encodes 567 amino acids.
AAAGAUGAACCGCUCAUUUGCAGUCGAACAUUGUGAAUUUCUGAAACAGAGAGUGCAGAAUAUAGUAGACACUUGAAACACCCAAUGCAAAUUUUAGCGCGAAUAAAGCAAAAGCAAUGCUCUCUUUUGCUUUGCUUCAUCCAAACCCACAAUUCUGUUUCCACUACCAAAACUCAAUCCCCAAACUCCUCAAACCCCAAUUUCAAUCCCUCUAUUUUUCAACAAAAUUACUGAGUAACAGUAAACCCUGGUUCUCCUGCUCAUCAUCCUCAUCAUCAUUAUCAUCAUCGUUGUCGUCGGCAUCAUCUUGUUCGUUGAUUGGUGAUGAUUUUGAGGUGGAAUUGGGUCGGUUACUUGCUUUAUUACCUGAGGAGAUGCGACGAGGAGUUAGUGAGCAUCCUGAGUUUUCUAACUUAAUUGAGGUUGUUAUGGAUUUGGGUCGUAAGCCACUUGCUAGAUUCCCUUCUGGUGAUUUUAUCUUGUCGGAUCAUCCGAUUACGUUGGAUGAUCUUCAACAAGCUACCUCCCAGGUUGGUGACUUUGCAGUUGACAAUAGAGCUGGCAUUAGCAGAACUUUACACCGAAUUAGUGCUAUUAGAAACCGGAAAGGUCAAAUUAUUGGUUUAACUUGUCGAGUUGGUCGUGCAAUAUCCGGAAGUGCCAACUCAUUGCGAGACCUAGUUAAAGAAGGUGCUUCUUUGUUGCUCAUUGGUCCUCCUGGAGUAGGAAAAACAACUAUUAUCAGGGACAUAGCCAGGAUGCUUGCAAAUGAUUAUGGGAAGCGUGUAAUGAUUGUUGACACCUCUAAUGAAAUUGGUGGGGAUGGUGAUAUACCUCACGCGGGAAUAGGUAAUGCUCGACGGAUGCAAGUUCCACACACUGAUAUGCAACACAAGGUGCUGAUAGAAGCAGUGGAAAAUCACAUGCCACAAGUGAUUGUAAUCGAUGAGAUUGGAACUAAGCUUGAGGCAAUGGCUGCAAGCACCAUUGCACAACGAGGAAUUCAAUUAGUUGCAACUGCUCAUGGAGUAACGAUAGAUAAUUUAGUAAUGAAUCCUGCUUUAGAGAUGCUGGUUGGAGGAGUACAGAGUGUAACUCUUGGGGAUGAAGAGGCAAGCAGGAGAGGCGUUCAGAAAUCUGUACUGGAGAGGAAAGGUCCAUCAUCUUUUAGCUGUGGGGUUGAGAUAAUCUCCAAGACAGAAUUGAGAGUUCACCCUGAUUUAGAAGCAACAGUCGAUGCAAUUCUUGCAGGACGUUACCCGAGAUAUGAAACUCGCAAGAUAAAUCCAGGAUCACAGGAUGGAAUAAUAGAAAGUUCAUCCAUCCAAGCACCAUUAGAUGAGAGAGAUGAAGUUUUGGUUGAAGAUAUUAUCCAGAUGAAUGGAGGUAUACCUGGUUCUACUGAGCUCAUCUCAGCAAUAGAUUCGACCGUGGAAGGAGGUUCCGGUGAAAGGGAGGAUGCCCUUUGCAUUUUUCUAUAUGGGAUCUCAGAGGCAAGUGUGAUGCAAGGGAUGAAACAGCUAAACAUCGACGAUGCCAUUGAGUUUACUGAUAAUAUCAGCGAAGCGGAUGUGCUACUUGCUCUGCAGUCGAAGCUUAAAAAAAAUUCUCGGAUUCAAGCAGCUGCAAGAUCUCACGGCAUUCCUAUUUAUGUGACAAAGACAAGCUCUUCAACACAGUUGACAAAGGCUAUGCAGGCAUUAAUCAGUGAUUUUGCUGAUGGCUUUGAGUUUCUCGAAUCUGAAGCUAAGACGAAUGAGUCUGAAAAGAUUGAUGCAUUGGAGGAAAACGUGGAGGUUCCGGUGAAGUCAUUGGCCUGAAACAUAUCUGCUGUACCAUCUUGUCAUGCUGUGUGAGGACAUCUGAUGUUUGCAAUGAAACAAAAGAUAAAGUGGACUUCAACUUAGGAUUCACCAAGUGUAUGUUAAAAAAAAUUGUGUUUUCAUCUCAGACUAAGAAAGGAAGCCUUGGCACAACGGUAAAAAUUGCCGAUAGGAGUGGUAAACGGGCAGGUCAGAUCGGAUAUGGGCGGGUUGAAAACGGGUAUCCGAUCCAACCAUAUUUAACACGGAUACAAAAUGGAUGAAUCGGUGGAAAAUAUGGAUAUUCAUAUUAGCCAUGGGCUUCAGGAAUAGUCAGGUGAGAACACAAGCUAAAAGCCAAAGUAAACUUGGACUCUCAGAAAGCAAGAACUCAUGAAAAAUAACAAUUAGAAAAAUGGGUGUUGAUAAUAUAGAUACCCAGAUUAUCCAUCUGGAUAUCCAUUUUUUUAGUGGAUAAUAUGGAUAAUAUCCAUAUUUAAUCCAUUUUUAAAAAGUCGAUUAUUCAACCCAUAUCUAAUGGGUUGGAUUGGAUGGUUACUUAUUUUUUGUAACCAUUUUGCCAGCCCUAGUUGCCACGUGUCAUGAGGUCACGGGUUCAAGCUGUGGAAGCGGCCUCUUGCAAAAAUGCAAGGUAAGGCAGUAUACAUAAGACCAAUGUGGUCCAGCCCUUCCCGGACCCUGGGCAUAGUAGAAGCUGAAUGCACCGUGCUGCCCUUUUUUACUUUUCAUUUUGGACCAAGGCAUCAGCUCUUUGCAACAGAAAAGAGAUAGAAAUUUCCAUUCAGACUAAUGUUUCAAAUGUUUUUGUGAAGUGCCUUGUUGCAUAAGGUCCCAUCUGAAGGUGGAGCAUUCCACAAAUACGUUAUCCUGUUAGCUUUAAUCUAAUGCAGAAUACUGAAGGAGUGUGAGCAUUUAGAUUAAGGUCAUAGGGCGCUCUAUUGUACCUGUUCUUCUUUGCAAAUUAUACAAGCGUAGUUAGCCAACAGAUCCAAGAAAAAUAUCAACUUGCUAAUAUUCGUCCAAAAAAAUCAACUAAUUGAUGCACAAACCUUUUCUUUUUCUUAUCACGAAAUGGAGUGUGUCACCAUUUGCUAUUUGCACUCUAGUUACUAGAACAUUACUGUGAAAACUAAAUAGUAAUACUUCGCGAUGUUGUUAAUGGGAGGGUAGUGGCUACAUCUAAUGCUUAGUUCAGGAUAUGUUGAAGAAUAAUUCAAAGUUGAACGAAACCCAAUUUGUUUAGGAUUUGAUAUUUGUUAAUUUUAUUAAUUUGUGUUUCAAUAGAAUUUGUAGUCAAAUUGAUAAGGACUAGGUUGUCCAGUUUCUAUAAAGAGGUUCCAUACUAUUACAGCUAGGGGUGUUGCUAGCUAAUCUCAUGUAGUAGAUAACUAUAGAGCACAUUCAAAAAUUUAUGAGUUCUGAAUAAAUUAUUUUCCUUCAGCAUAAUUAUUUCUUUAAUCGAAAUUGAACUGAUAUUCCUUAGCUCAACUAAUAAAACAGAAGAAACUAAACAGGGAAAGGAAAAGCACUAAUCAACAAAGGAAAAGAAUGAUUGCCGCCGUAAUGGAUCUAGCAUUGUAUUUACAUAAUCACCAAACAAUAUCAUUGUUGUCUUUGGCUUUAAAACCCGUGUGUGGAUUUUGUGCGAUGAGUUU